GUUAAAAGGGAGGAAGGGUAUCUGUACUGUCUGACUUGAGAUACGGGCAGGCACAGGUAGGCUCAGCAGAGCUACGUUGUAUGACCACACAUACUUCAUUUGCACAGGGGUGAUUAAAUAUGUUCCUACAGUUUCUGUGAGGCUUAUUCCUGUGGUCCUGAAUUCUUACAUUAAGUUGAGCAAGUCAGAGGAGCUCCUCUCCCAUGUAAUGGCAUAGAAUCUUGCGUGCUCUUUCCAUGUCAGUGUGCUCGUAGGUCUUCAAGGUGCUAAUUUUAAGUGAGCUUGUCUUUGCUCAGCCCCUUUCUCUGUGCUUCGGGGCUGGAGGUAACUGUAGGCAAUAACCAACUCAUUUGGAGUUUAACAGAGAGGUGUGUACUCACCAUGUGCACGGAGAAGGUGUUUUCUCUAUGGAGGUUGUGUAGUCCCCACAUUCAUGUAGCAAAAUAACUUCAGGUGACAAGUUCUUGAUUAUUCUGUUGCUUGAGAGUCAUUUCCAGUGCAAGACUGCGAGCAGAGAUGUAAUACUGUGCAGACUUUGGGUUAGCAGUGAUUUCUCUGACGGGGGUAAGUGGAAUAUUUUGUGAAACUGAAGACUUUGUGUAUGCCAUAACUUUUUAUUGGCAAGACAUAAACACAGGAAAGUCCACUCUGCUUCAGAACAAGUUAGGACCAUCUAGAAAUUGAUGACUGGCUGUGAGUUGCUGUCUGCUCAGCUUAGGUGGACAAGUUAUCUCUUGAUGUUGAGAAAAUAAUUUAUAAGUAAGGGGGAUUUGUGGCUUACUAGGGAAGGAUAGAACAUGGUAUUUUUCACAAAUCAUCAGCUGUUUUGGGUGGAAUAUGGUCCAUGUGCCAUAUGAGGUGACCCUCGUGCAAGUGGCCCCUGCCUUUCUGGUAGAAGGUGCACGUGGAGCAUGUCAGCUGAAAGUCUGAUGUGUGAUAAUUUGUGUAGUUUGGUUGAGGGCUGAGGUCUGCAAACCCUGCAGUGGAAAGAGCCAGGACAGUGUAGGUAGUCAGGGUGUCUACUGAUGGCAGAGCAGAGUUGUGUGGUGUUCAGAUGGCGUGUGAAUUUAUGUGCACAUGUGACACUAUGUCUUUAGCCCCAGCAGUUCUUUAGGUACCCCAUGUAUUUUCUGCCCUUGUUUAGGAAAAAGGGCAGAGGAACCUGCCAUCCAGGAGAUGGAUGCAAGUGUAUUUUAACAAGCACAGGUCUGUCCAUGCUUGUGACAUCAGUCACUGCUGCCUCCUUUGUGACAGUGAGCAUGUGGCCACCUGGCUGGACGAAACAUGAAAGUUUUCUCCUGAAAAUUAUUCCUGUCUUAUCUGGUGCCAGUUUUCAGCUGGAUCACAAGUGCUAGCAAUGGAAGGGAUAGAGCUGGGUUGGCUUGGGCUGGUGGCAGUCGCUUUCCUGGGUCCAGCACGGCAGUUGGUGUACAGGAGGUUAAGGCUGCGUUUUUGACAGACCUGUUUGAAUGCUGGUGGGUCCAAUCCUAGUUGUGUUACAAGCACGUGCUUUAUGCAUUCCUGGGAAAGGAUGAGGAGGGCAGCGUUUGCUAAGAGGUAGAGGCAGAUUUAAAGGUGUAUUUAAUAGCCCAUGGUAGGGAGCCAUGUCUAGAAAUUGGGGCUGGUUCAAGGGAUUGAAGAGUGUCCUGUGUCCCUCCAUCCUCCAAUGCCAUGGGGAGAUGUGUGGGGUGUAGAAUACUCAUGUCAAUUUAUCUGUUUGCUUUUACAUGAUCUUAAGGAAGUCUGACAGCUCAAUAAAAGUGUUAAAUAACCCUUCCUGAGUCCUCUUGUUUCCCACUUGCUCUCCUUAUCAAUGAGGUGUGUAAUCAAGUACUUCAUUAAACAGCAGCUUAUUAAAAAGUAAUGUGCAGUACAGCUGCAAGUGUGUAAAAUAAGCAAAUGCUUAACAAAACUGGUAAGUGCAGCACGUGAUGAAAAUCAGUGGUAGCUCUUGAGUGUAGGGGAUUCACCUUUUGCCAGUGCAGCUGUUCUCCCUGUUAUGUGGUUGAAUGAGGGUCGGAGAAAUAGGAUGUGCCCUUCCCAGUAAAAUUGUGCUGAAGGAGCGUGUUGGCUGAUUCAUUGCCUUACCCCACCUCUCAGGUCACACAGGGAAUCCACUGGUGGAUGCUCAUGCAGAGGUUUGCUUCCUGGUGGCUGUCAGGAUGAGUGGUGGCUCAAAUACCUCCUGCUGCUGCUGGUUUUGGUCCCUCCUAAAGCUACUGCUCUUCCCAGAGCAGUCUCCUACUCUGCUCUCUCUCCUUCCUUGCCCACUCCACUGCCACAGAUACAAUUCAGGGUGCAGGCUCAGCUUCCAUUCAAAGUUAUCUUUUGUUUUCUGUAGCAGCAGGUCUCUAGCCUUUUUUCUUCUUCCAUGCUGAUUUUUGGCUCUCACCAGCCUCAGUCCAGCACAGACUGACAGUCUCAGAAAGGCCACGGGGAAAAUAGCAGCGUGCUCUUUCUUGUAUACAGAGAAAGGUUUCUUGCCUUUAAUGCUUCAUGUCACAGUAAGGCCACAAGUCUGAUACUUUUAUCUACUUGGUAUGCCUUUAUUUCAUCUCUCCACAUUCUCCUUCUCAAAGAGGGGGAGAAAAGACUGAAGUGAAUCAGUGAUGUCUGCAGCUGUUCCUGCUGGAGCAGCCAUAAUGCUGUACACCUCCAGGUACUUGACCACUUAUCACUACCAAGCUUCUGCAGUUUAAAGGCCUAAAGUAGGAAUGAGCUAGUUUAGAUGUUUUUUUUUCACCUUCUGUUUGCAGUGCAGUAGUAUGGUGGCUGGUUUGUAGAAGUACAGGGGUGGUUCACAAAUACUUAACCAAAAGGUAAACCAAGAUGUGCAUUUGCAUCUUGUUGGUUACUCCGUGGUAGCUGCUUGUGUACGUCCUCUCAGCCUCGUGCUCUCAAAAUCACUGUGGAGAGCAAGCUGUCUUGUGCUGGCUGGGGACUAAGACCAUGCAGGUGAGCAGCAGAGAUGGGACACUGGGGGAUGGAAUUACAUUGCCCGACUGGGUAGCCUAAAAGAUGGAUGGUGCCCCUAUAGCAGGCCUGAGCUGUGGUCUGUAAUGCAGUUUUUUGCCAAGUUGGGAUUGAGUGUUUCAAGCAGUAGAGCUUUGGCCGUUGUUUGUGGUAGAUUCUGCCCAUCCUGCUGUGUGCUGGUGUUCACACGUUUUCCUCUUCAAGGGAAAAAGUGAUUUCUGUCGCCGCUUUGGUAGAGGUGUGUCAGUAUUGGCACUGGCAUGGCUUAGCCUGUAUUGUUUCAUUGGGUGGGGUGGGGGAAAGGGGAGAGGAGAUAUUACUGGGUAAUUGGAUUCAGGGAUGAUUGUGCUGCUGUGGUAGGUUUUACUGGAUGAAGCAGCUUGUUGCGAUAGGUGUUUGUUUCAGCUUCUGUCUGCAGGUGUGACUUGGCCAGAUAAGGAUGGUCUAUCACGCUGAUGAUUUCAUUGUUUGAUUUGGCUGGACUGGGUGGAGAAUGUAGCUGCAUUGUUUGGGCCUAGCUUUGUAGUUUGGUUUUGUGAAGUGGAUUACAUGGCAGUGCUUGCUACAUUAUUAAGGUGAAGCUGCAGUAGAUAAUAGUUGGAGAAUGUUGGAGGGAAGAGAAUAUGCACAGGGUUUCACAAUGCAUAACUAAUUGAGCCUCCAGCUCCUGCGUUUCUGUUGGGAGAUCUGGUCAGCAGAAUGCAUUGGGAUUACACAGAAAACCUCGGGUGGUGAUUUCAGUUUGCAGUCAUACUUUACUGCAGGGCUGUCCGUGCUGUGUAAAUAGCUGAGAGUGCUCUGAGAGACUGUGCUGGCCCUGACAGUGUGUGUGUUGUCUGGAUUCAUACUGUUCUUGCAGCCUCUACAGUUUUCACAGUGGGUGAGGGAGAAGCUGGCUCCUUUUUUACUGACUUCAGUUUUGCUGUUAAGCUGUUCCUCAAAGUCUGUGUUCCCUUGCAUUACCAAACUUUCAGACACUUAAACUUGCUUUAACAUGUGAGUGAGCAUUAAUUGAUGCAGGGCUGUCUGUAUUACUGAAAAUGUGGCUGAUGGGUUCUUGGGCCAUGGACUCUUUUGACCUUAUAGGAAAUAACCAUAGUACAGGGUGGGGUUGGCCCCUCUAUCUCGAGCAGACUUGCAGUAUGCCUUACUUGGGAAGGGUUGCCGUUGGAUUCCCUUCUCCCUGUAGUGUGUACAAUGACGUAAAGUGGGAGCUGUCAGAACAGUGGGUAGUGCCUCCUCCUCCUAAAACCUGCCUGGUUUUCCCCUAGAUGUGACUGCCUGGCUCUACCUGGUGCUUGAUGUUUUUAUUUAAACAUGUCGGGCUGUGGGGGAGGUUGUAUAUGCGAAGCACAGGGGUUUGGCAGGAGUUGCUGAGCACAUAGUGAGGGGAAGGUGAGCCUUUGAAGAGAGAUGGGUGCAGAGAAGGGAAGGUGACAUGUCCAGGCUUUGUGUCAGCUUCUCUAAGCACAGAUGAGCUCAUGGGAAUUGAGCUGGCUGAAAUGUGGGAGUGCUAAAGCAGGUCUGACCUAUUUCUCCUCCAUGGGCAGCUCUUCAGAUUCUUCCAGUCUGAUGGUGGCUUUUUGGGUGCUGACAAAUCUUGCCAGUCUGAGCAGAGGCUUCCCCUUGUCGGUGGUUCAGAGCAAGCUUUGAUUCCUCUGCUUCUGUGUCUGGGUGCAUGGAAGGGGUGCACAGCUUGGCCUUGGCUGUGUUCUUGUUGGUGAAACUUUUCCUCUCUUGUUUUCCAGGUGAUCGUUUCUUGUGAGACAAGUGGUUUGCAACUCAUGGCCUCCACGAUGAGUACUGCCGUGUCGUGACACCAGGGGUCUUGGGUGCCCUGGAGAUGCGAGACUUCCCCUGGGCGGCAGGAGGCACGCGUCUAGAGAAUGCUGGAGCUGCAGGAGGGAAGUGCCCAGUGCAAAACCAGCGAGGAGCCAAGAGAAAAAAGGCAAGCAGACAGCCAGCACUGAGAGGAGCGGGUGGCAGGAAGCGCUUCGACGCUGCCUCUGGCGGCACGAUCCCCAGGGGAACUUGACGAGAGCCCAUCUGCGUGUGUGUGAGACUGUGAGCUCAGGAUUUCUGUCAAUGCAUUCCAGUAACCCCAAAGUGAGGAACUCCCCGUCAGGCAACACACAGAGCCCCAAAUCAAAGCAGGAGGUGAUGGUCCGCCCCCCUACAGUGAUGUCCCCGUCUGGCAACCCUCAGCUGGAUUCCAAAUUUUCCAACCAAGGCAAACAAGGGGGCUCCACCAGCCAAUCCCAGCCCUCUCCCUGUGACCCCAAAAGUGGAGGUCACACCCCCAAAGUGCUCCCUGGCCCAGGUGGGAGCAUGGGGCUGAAGAAUGGGGCUGGAAAUGGUGCCAAGGGGAAGGGGAAGAGAGAGAGGAGCAUUUCAGCAGACUCCUUUGAACAGAGGGAAGCUGGGACUCCUAAUGAUGACCCUGAAAUCAAAGACUGCAAUUCUGCUGAUCACGUGAAGUCCCAGGAGUCUCAGCACACACCACACUCCAUGACUCCUUCAAAUGCUUCAGCCCCAAGGUCUUCCACACCUUCCCAUGGUCUGACUGCCACUUUGGAGCCAGCAAGUGGGCAGAAGACUCCAUCCAAAGUGGUUUACGUCUUUUCUACUGAGAUGGCCAACAAGGCUGCAGAAGCUGUGCUGAAGGGACAGGUGGAAACCAUUGUGUCCUUUCAUAUCCAGAACAUCUCAAACAGCAAGGCGGAACGAAACACUGUACCCUUGAACCCCCAGAUCACUGCACUUCGGACUGAACCCAAGCCCCUGCCGCAGCCCCAGCCCCCCGCUGCCCAGGACCAGAACCCUCCCCAGAACGCCAAAAUGCAGCCGACCCCACCCGUGUCAGCGCCGGUGUCCAAAUCCACUGGCCCCCCAUGUCCCAUAGAUCAAGACAGUCCCAGCGUGGAAAGCAAAGUGAUGUCCGUGGGCAGCCCUGCCAACUCUACCCCAUUGCAGACGGAAGGAUUUGGGCAGAGUUCGACCCCCAAUAACCGAGCGGUUAGCCCGGUUUCCCAAGGUAGCAAUAGCUCAGCUGCAGACCCCAAAGGUCCUCCCCAGCAGGUGUCUGGUGGGGACCCAUCCAGUUUGGGCGAGAAUCCAGAUGGACUGUCACAGGAGCAGCUGGAGCACCGAGAGCGCUCACUGCAGACCCUGCGAGACAUACAACGCAUGCUCUUCCCUGAUGAGAAGGAGUUUGCUGGAGGGCAAAGUGGGGGGCCUCCCCCAAAUGCUGGGGUGCUGGAUGGUCCCCAAAAGAAACCUGAAGGGCCGAUACAGGCUAUGAUGGCUCAAUCCCAAAGUUUAGGCAAAGGGUCAGGGUCUCGGACAGAUGGAGGGGCUCCAUUUGGCCCUCAAGGACACAGGGACAUGCCUUUUUCUCCAGAUGAAAUGGGGCCACCACCAAUGAACUCCCAGUCAGGACCCAUAGGCCCAGACCACCUGGACCAUAUGACUCCUGAGCAGGUGGCCUGGCUCAAGCUGCAGCAGGAGUUCUACGAGGAGAAGAGGAGAAAGCAAGAGCAGGUGGUUGUGCAGCAGUGUUCCCUGCAGGACAUGAUGGUCCACCAGCACGGGCCUCGUGGGGUGGUCCGAGGUCCUCCUCCUCCCUACCAGAUGACCCCUGGUGAGGGCUGGGGACCUGGGGGCCCAGAGCCCUUCCCUGAAGGCAUGAACAUGUCACACUCUCUGCCCCCCAGGGGCAUGGCCCCUCAUCCCAACGUACCCGGGAGCCAAAUGCGCCUACCUGGUUUUGCAGGAAUGAUGAACCCUGAGAUGGAGGGCCCCAGUGUCCCGAAUCCCGCCUCACGGCCUGGGCUUUCAGGAGUUAGUUGGCCAGAUGAUGUGCCAAAAAUCCCAGACGGCCGAAACUUCCCUCCUGGCCAGGGUGUCUUCAGUGGCCCUGGCCGAGGGGAGCGGUUUCCCAAUCCACAGGGCCUGCCCGAAGAGCUCUACCAGCAGCAGCUGGCUGAGAAACAGAUGGGCCUUCCUCCUGGUCUGAACAUGGAAGGCAUCAGGCCCGGCAUGGAGAUAAACAGAAUGAUGCCCUCCCAGAGACACAUGGAGCCUGGCAACAACCCCAUCUUCCCUCGCAUGCCGGUAGAAGGACCGAUGAGCCCUUCCAGGGGGGACUUCCCAAAAGGAAUACCCCCACAAAUGGCUUCUAGCAGGGAGCUGGAGUUUGGGAUGGGCCCUGGCAGCAUGAAGGGGGACAUGGGCAUGAAUGUCAGCAUGGGCUCCAAUCCACCCCUGGUCCCUCAGAAGCUGAGGGAGGCAGGAGUCGGGCCGGAAGAGAUGAUGAAGCUGCGCCCUGGCGUCUCGGAGAUGCUCUCCUCUCAGCAGAAAAUGGUGCCGCUGCCGUUCGGGGAGCACCCGCAGCAGGAGUAUGGCAUGGGUCCCAGGCCUUUCCUCCCCAUGUCUCAGGGCCCAGGAGUCGGUCUCCGGAAUCUCAGAGAACAGAUCGGGCCUGACCAAAGGACUAACAACCGGCUCAGCCACAUGCCGCCACUACCUCUCAAUCCCACCAGUAACCCCAAUAGCCUCAACACUGCUCCCCCCGCGCAGCGCAGCCUCGGCCGCAAGCCCUUGGAUAUCUCUGCAGCUGGUCAGGUGCAUUCGCCAGGAAUCAACCCCCUGAAGUCCCCCACGAUGCGCCAGGUCCAGUCUCCCAUGAUGGGGUCUCCCUCGGGGAACCUCAAGUCCCCCCAGACGCCCUCCCAGCUGGCAGGAAUGCUCGCGGGCCCCACUGCCGCAGCCGCUGCUGCCUCCAUUAAGUCCCCCCCUGUCUUGGGGUCUGCUGCUGCUUCUCCUGUCCACCUCAAGUCUCCGUCUCUCCCCGCACCUUCUCCUGGAUGGACUUCAUCUCCAAAGCCUCCUUUGCAGAGCCCCGGGAUUCCCCCGAACCACAAGGCGUCUCUGACCAUGUCUUCUCCAGCCAUGCUGGGGAACGUGGAGUCGGGUGGUCCACCUCCUUCCACAGUCAGCCAAUCUGCUCCUGUGACUCUCCCUGGAAAUCUUCCCUCUAGCAGUCCUUACACAAUGCCUCCAGAGCCAACCCUCUCCCAGAAUCCCCUCUCCAUUAUGAUGUCCAGGAUGUCCAAAUUUGCCAUGCCGAGCUCUACACCGCUCUAUCAUGAUGCCAUCAAAACUGUGGCCAGCUCGGAUGAUGACUCCCCUCCAGCCCGCUCCCCAAACUUGCCACCUAUGAACAGUGUACCAGGAAUGGGCAUUAAUUCUCAGAAUCCUCGAAUUUCAGGUCCAAACCCAGUGGGUCCAAUGCCAACCCUUAGCCCAAUGGGAAUGACCCAGCCUCUUUCCCAUAACAACCAGAUGCCCUCUCCAAAUGCUAUGGGACCCAAUAUACCUCCUCAUGGGGUCCCCGUGGGACCCGGCCUGAUGUCACACAACCCAAUGAUGGGGCACGGUUCCCAGGAGUCUCCAAUGGUACCUCAAGGACGCCUGGGCUUCCCACAGGGGUUCCCCCCCGUACAGUCCCCUCCACAGCAGGUGCCAUUUCCACACAACGGGCCCAGCGGUGGACAAGGCAACUUCCCAGCGGGAAUGGGCUUCCACGGAGAAGGACCUCUGGGGCGUCCUACCAACCUGCCCCAAAGUUCGACAGAUCCAGCACUUUGCAAGACUGGAGGCCCUGGUGGUCCAGACUCCUUCACUGUUCUUGGAAACAAUAUGCCUUCGGUUUUCACUGAUCCAGAGCUGCAGGAGGUGAUCCGCCCUGGAGCCACGGGAAUACCCGAGUUUGACCUGUCCAGGAUUAUCCCGUCGGAGAAGCCCAGCCAGACACUACAGUAUUUCCCUCGUGGGGAGGUGCCAGGCCGCAAGCAGCCGCAGGGUCCCGGGCCUGGCUUCUCCCACAUGCAGGGGAUGAUAGGAGAGCAGACCCCGAGGAUGGGACUAACGUUGCCUGGCAUGGGGGGCCCUGGGCCGGUGGGAACUCCGGACAUCCCCCUCGGGACGGCUCCGUCCAUGCCGGGCCACAACCCGAUGAGGCCGCCGGCCUUCCUGCAGCAGGGCAUGAUGGGGCCGCACCACCGCAUGAUGUCACCAGCACAGCCGGCCAUGCCCGGCCAGCCCGCCCUCAUGAGCAACCCCGUGGCCGCCGUGGGCAUGAUCCCGGGCAAGGACCGAGCCCCCGCGGGGCUGUACAGCCACCCGGGCCCCGUGGGGUCGCCCGGGAUGAUGAUGUCAAUGCAGGGCAUGAUGGGACCCCAACAAAACAUCAUGAUUCCCCCCCAGAUGAGGCCCCGAGGUAUGGCUGCUGACGUUGGCAUGGGAGGAUUUAGCCAAGGCCCUGGAAACCCAGGGAACAUGAUGUUUUAAGCUGCUACCAUAAGACUGGAUGUUCUGAUCCUUGUCAAGAUGAGAUUCCAAGUCCUGAGGGCUUUUUUGGGAGCUUCAGGAGUACAGUUUGGCCAUGCAAUAGGUGAAAAGAGACCAGAGGACGCUUUGGGAAAUCUCGAAUGUAUGGAAU
Lepidothrix coronata (blue-crowned manakin) is the source of this 9475-nucleotide messenger RNA. RefSeq names its product B-cell CLL/lymphoma 9 (gene BCL9). The coding region runs from base 5059 to 9324 and encodes 1421 amino acids. The record is from RefSeq and is a predicted model, not a curated record. Gene Ontology annotation, cellular component: beta-catenin-TCF complex. NCBI's taxonomy places the organism in Eukaryota, Metazoa, Chordata, Aves, Passeriformes, Pipridae. Gene Ontology annotation, biological process: positive regulation of transcription by RNA polymerase II; canonical Wnt signaling pathway. Gene Ontology annotation, molecular function: transcription coactivator activity; beta-catenin binding. The transcript has 9 exons.